UCCCGUCCCGUUGAGUAAUCUCUUGAGAGUCUCAUCGGUGAGGUUCAUCCAGCAGAGCCUGCUCCUCCGCUCCGACACUGGACCGCAUCGGCAGCCUUACUACUCAGGAAGAGAAGACAGGCUGUGAACACACCUCGUCAUGAACUGGGCAUUCCUCCAGGGCCUCCUCAGUGGGGUGAACAAGUACUCCACAGCCUUCGGCCGAGUUUGGCUCUCUAUCGUUUUCCUCUUUCGGGUCAUGGUGUUUGUAGUCGCGGCGGAGAAGGUAUGGGGCGACGAACAGAAAGACUUCAAAUGCAACACGGCUCAGCCCGGGUGCCACAACGUCUGCUACGACCACUUCUUCCCCGUCUCCCACGUCCGGCUGUGGGCCCUGCAGCUCAUCUUCGUCACCUGCCCCUCUCUGCUGGUGGUGAUGCACGUGGCGUACAGGGAUGACCGGGAACGGAAACACCGGCUCAAGAACGGCGAGAACUGCCGCCGCCUCUACAAGAACACGGGCAAGAAGCGCGGCGGCCUGUGGUGGACCUACGUCCUCACUUUGGUCUUCAAAAUAGCUGUGGACACCACCUUCGUCUACCUCGUCUACCACAUCUACGAGGGUUACGACUUCCCCUCGCUCAUCAAGUGUGAAGAGAAGCCCUGCCCCAACAAGGUGGACUGCUUCAUCGCUCGGCCCACUGAGAAGCGGAUCUUCACCAUCUUCAUGGUGGUCACCAGCCUGGCCUGCAUCCUUCUCUCCAUUUUUGAAAUCCUCUACCUGGUGGGCAAACGCUGCUGCGAAUGCUUCACAACUCUCCACCACUCUCGCCACCCUAUGACCAACACGAACACGCUGUCCAGUGCAGCCAACCUGAUGGAGUCCAGCACGCUCAAGGUGACGGGCAAGACCUCCCCUGAUACGCCUGCUCCUUCAUACAGCGUCGCCAUAUCUUGAGGUCCGGAGAGUGAAGGCAAAGACUUAAUGAAGAACAAUGUUGUGGGAAGGGAAAUAUGACCCCCCCUUCCUCCUCUCCACAGGGGACUUCCUUAAAAGACUUGUCGACAGACAUUUGAGUGCUCAGAGACUACACUACAAUAGAGGUAGUUCUUUAAUGUUACUGUGUCCACAUGUCAAAGAAUUGGAAAUUCUGGACCACAAGACAUAUGUGUCAUUGAUCUGGAAUGUGCUCACUGUGGUGGGGUUCGGGUCAGAGUAUUUACAGAGAUCUAUUUUCCUUUUCCUUUUUUUCUACAGC
Molecule: messenger RNA, 1238 nt
Organism: Cyclopterus lumpus (lumpfish)
Lineage: Eukaryota; Metazoa; Chordata; Actinopteri; Perciformes; Cyclopteridae
Gene: cx34.4
Product: connexin 34.4
Exons: 2
Coding region: 140-937 (265 amino acids)
Biological process (GO): cell communication
Cellular component (GO): connexin complex
Source: RefSeq, a predicted model, not a curated record